UAAACGUUUUUAAAGUUUUCCUUAGAUGUCUGUUAGAGUAAACAUUCUGUUCUUGCUUUGCCUGACUCUCAGUGAUCUUCUGCCAGUAGCAUGGACCCGAUCGCUGACCGUCUCUCUGAACAUGUCCAUGACCCGAACCCUGGUGCCAGAUCCUCCAAAUGGAACAGAGAACAAGCUUAGUCAGGAUAUGCUAAGGUCUUGCAUGCGAAAGACGGAGAUCUCAAUGUCACAGCUGAAGCUCUUUCACAUGAGCCUGAUGAACAGUGACUACACCAACGAUAACGACGUGGCUCCGACGCCAGUUCAAACGAUGGGCGAUGUGAACAACCUGGGCGAUCUGGACUUUAAUGGCAACUCACAGAUGCCCUUUCUCGAUCUCAAACAUAAUGAGCCGCUUCAGUGCUUCGUUAGCUGCCUGUACGAGACCCUGGAUUUGGAUAGGUACAAUGUCCUGCUGGAAGAGGCCUUCAAGAACCAGGUGCAGACGAUCAUUCAGCACGAGAAGGCCGAGAUUAAGGAGUGCAGCGAUCUUCAGGGCAAAACGCGUUGCGAGGCGGCCUACAAGUUGCAUCUGUGCUACAAUCACCUGAAAACCCUGGAGGCGGAGCAGCGUAUCCGCGAAAUUCUCGAGCGGACAGAGGCGGAGGGCGAGGGAUUUGGACCGGAUGGCAACGACUUUAUCGACGGCAUCCAGCACUCGGGCGAAUCAGUAACCACAACCAAAUCGGAGUAGAUAACUUUAGAUCUUUGCGUUACAUUUCUUAUCGGUGUUUGCUUAAUCGAAAAUUCAGAAAUUAAU
Messenger RNA from Drosophila takahashii, 799 nucleotides. It is a transcript of the gene Obp56c, whose product is annotated as Odorant-binding protein 56c. The record is from RefSeq and is a predicted model, not a curated record. Gene Ontology annotation, molecular function: odorant binding. Gene Ontology annotation, biological process: sensory perception of smell. Lineage: Eukaryota; Metazoa; Arthropoda; Insecta; Diptera; Drosophilidae.